Messenger RNA from Nyctereutes procyonoides (raccoon dog), 1388 nucleotides. RefSeq names its product paired immunoglobin like type 2 receptor alpha (gene PILRA). The coding region runs from base 144 to 1031 and encodes 295 amino acids. The transcript is spliced from 7 exons. The record is from RefSeq and is a predicted model, not a curated record. NCBI's taxonomy places the organism in Eukaryota, Metazoa, Chordata, Mammalia, Carnivora, Canidae. Gene Ontology annotation, molecular function: MHC class I protein binding.
CAUUCACCCACCCCUGCUCUUCUAAAGGAGCCUAAUCCACGUUCUCCAGGUGCCUCUUGAUUUCCCAAGGAGACACCUCCUCAGGCCUCCCCUUUGGCCUGGACAGAGCUGCUUGUCUUCUCUCCUGGGAGGACAGUGAGGCAAUGGGUCUGUCCUUGCUGCUGCCUCUGCUGCUGCUGCUGGCUACUCUGCAGGCUGGUAAUUCAGAAAGAUGUGAUCCAAAAAUUGACUAUAGGAUGGACCAACCAGAGCACCUCUCAGCCCCCAAGGGUGGCACCAUCCACAUCAAUUUCACCUUUUAUUACUGUGGGGCAUUAGCCAAGGAUCCCAGAGUGAAUAUAGCCUUGAGACGGACACAUUUCCAUGGGCAGUUCAUCUACAACAGUAGUAGGCAUUUCGUCCAUGAGGAUUACAAGGACCGUAUCGUCCUGAACUUGCCAGAGGGUCAGAAGUCUGGCUUCCUGCAGAUAUUGAACCUGCGGGAGGAGGAUGAGAAUACGUAUUUUUGCCGGGUCCAAUUGAAGACACAAAGAUUUGGCUGGCAGGUGUGGCAGUCCAUCCUGGGGACCAAACUCACCGUCUACCUCGCUCCCAAGACAACCACCGAGGGCCCCACAAGCACUGCCACCACCACGGCCACCACUACCACCACUGGACUCAGUGUCUUGGAGGGGAAUAGGAGCUCAGCAUCUUUACCCCUGAGUGUGGGAGCUGCUGUUGGGGCUGGUGCUGUGCUCAUAAUUGUAAUUUUGGGACUGAUCCUCUACCUCAGGUGGAAGAGAAGCAAAGGUCUACAGACUACAGCCAGAACCGUAGCCAGGGGAUCCCUCCAAAAUACUGAGGAGAAGUAUGAGAACAUUGGGAUUAAAAGACAACAAACAGACCCCAAGCUGGACCCCAAGGAUGAAGCCCAGGAUAACGGUGGCAUCCUCUAUGCCUCCCUCUCCAGUUCCUCCUCACCAGCAGCACAUCCCACCCUUCCCAAGAAGAGCCCCCAGGAGGAGACCCUAUACUCUAUCCUAAAGGCCUAAUGGGUGGGAUUGAAGGAUGACCUCCUUAGACUAAGCUGCAGAGCGGGUCACAGCUUCUGAUAACAACUCUGGCCAGACACAGAAGACUCAGAAGUCAGGGGGUGUGGAAGGCCACCAAGGACUGCAGAGAAACAGAGCCAUCUGCUCCAGUGCCCUCUCCACCUUCCCAGCCCUGCCCACAAGAAUAAAAGUACCUGUUGAAUUUGCCCAAAAGCAUCUAAGGAAAAAACUGAUAGCACCUUCAACUUCUGUCUUUUGCCUCUUGCCAAAAAUGAACUAUAAUAAACAGCUCCCACCCCAGAUCCCUCCUCCAGCACUGGAGUUCCGUGACUGCCUCCAGGCAGGGAACAAUAAACC